AUGAGAGGUUCAGGUGGUUCUUCUUCCGGCCGAGGCCGCGGUAGGGAUACAGUUCAGGGACGCGGACGUGGACGCGGCGACCCAGAGCAGGAUGCCCCUGAGGACUCGGAUCCCGGGGCUGAGCAGCAGGUGCUAGCUGCUAGACCUGCGCCGCGGAGAGCGGCGAGACAGCCGCAACCACAGGGCCAGCCACCAGCGACGGACGAGACUGGGAGGGUUAGAGUUACACCAGAUGCUGCAAGAGAAAAAUUACUGGAUAGCAGGAACGACAGCGGGACAGCAUCUAGGGCGAUCUUGCCCAUUUUCCGAUCUAGAUGGUUUGCUGAGGGUUCCUCGUGGAAGAAGAUUACAGCAGAGCAUAAGGGCUUCUACUUCGAGGAGUUCAAGAAGGGUUUUUGCUGGGACCCGACCUACCCUGAGGAUCUGAUUAGAGGGGUCUUCUACCGACAUGCGGGCAAUCGGUAUAAAGAUACUCUCCACAACAUGAAGCCGGAUAAAAAAGAGGGCAGUGUUAGUGCUGAUACUUGGGCGUCAUGGAAGCGAGACUGGGAUACUGCUGAGGCUAAGAAAAAGUCCGAUAUAGCACGAGCUAAUCGGAUGAGUGAGCCGUCCGGAGCUGGCACCGGACCUGUUCGACAUACCGCAGGAUCGCGAUCGGCUACGAGGCAUAAGACAGUUAUGACUGAGGAGCUUGGUCGAGAGCCCACUUUGGCUGAGUUGCAUGUACGGUUGCACCUGACCAAAGCAGAUCGGACUGUCUUUGUUGACAAGAGAUCAAAGGAUAAAAAUGACCGUUUUCAGGCAGAGCUUGCUGCAGCAACACAGUCUCAGGCAGCUGGAGAAGGGAGUUCGUCGACUCCAGAGCCGAUCGACGAGAACGAGCUGUUUUUGUCUCUCGAGGCAAUCAAGAAGCAGCGAGUCUACGGUAUUGGAUCGGCUUCAGCAUCCUACAUCGGCCAGAGCAGCGCUAGCCGAUUGCGCCGCGGCGGAUCAUCCCAGCAGGGGAACGUUAGUACUGAGGACAUAGAGCAGCGUAUUGCUAGGGAGGUUGAGGAGCGGGUCGAGCAGCGAAUUCGUACUGUGGAGUUCCCACCACCCCCACCCCCUCCUGCUGAUGACACCACCAGUUUAGAGUAG
Molecule: messenger RNA, 1137 nt
Organism: Mercurialis annua (annual mercury)
Lineage: Eukaryota; Viridiplantae; Streptophyta; Magnoliopsida; Malpighiales; Euphorbiaceae
Exons: 6
Coding region: 1-1137 (378 amino acids)
Source: RefSeq, a predicted model, not a curated record